AUUCCAUUACCGUCCUUUCAUCCCUAACAACACAAAAGACCCUCCUAUCCUUAUUUCCCCAUCUCCUUGCUUGGCAUCUUCAAAACUAUUCUCCCCAAAAGAUUUCAUUUACAAUGGAAAACACCGUCCCCGAACCCCAAGUUUCAACCCCCAUAUUCCUCCCACUUCUAAAUAGCAUCCCACCUCAUCUCGCUCCCAAGUUUGAAUCUACGUACGUAGAAUACUACAACAAGUACUCGGCGGGCCGUCUAGCGACGCAUCAAAUUCCAAUUGAGACAUAUCGCGCUAAUCCUGCCGCUUAUACCAUCACCUACGGCCGCGCCCUCUACCCCUCCACCGGCCUCAAAAUCAGCACCCAAACCCUCUCCGUCUCCUCUCCUCCGGGCACCAUCACCAUCCAAAUCUUCGACCCCGAAACCACCCACGCAGCCAAGAAACCCGUGUACGUGAACUUCCACGGCGGCGGAUGGGUAUUUGGCGGUUUGCCGACCGACUUCGAUUUCUGUAAACAGGUAGCGAAGGAAUGUGGUGCGGUGGUCUUUGACGUGGAUUACAGGUUGGCGCCUGAAGAGAGGUUUCCGACGCAGGUUGAGGAUUGUUGGGAGGCGCUGAAAUGGAUACACUCAGAAAAAGCCCCAGAAUUCAACCUAGACCUAAACAAAGUCGCCAUCGGCGGCUGCAGCGCAGGCGGGCACCUAGUUGCUGUCCUCGCUCAUUUAUGUAGAGACCACUCCCUGCCCUUAAAACUCCAACUCCUCUCCGUACCCGUAUGCGACCUGUCAAUCUUCAACCCCGACGGCUCUCUAAAGUCAAACCAACCCUACCCUUCAUACUCCGAAUUUGGCCCUUCUCCUCCGCUUCCUUUGGAACGCAUGAGUUACUUCUUCAAGCAUUUCCUCGGCGAUAUCCAAAAGACGAGCAAGUACGCAAUGGGGGGAGAAGAAGAGUGGAAGAUAAGUCCGAUCAAAGCGCGGAACUGGAAAGGGUUAGCGGAUGCGUUGGUCGUUACGGCUGAAUGCGAUGUUUUGAGGGAUGAGGGGGAGGCGUAUGCGAGGAAGUUGGAGGAGGGCGGGAAUCGGGUGAGGGUUGUGAGGGUUAAAGGGGCGCCGCAUAUUUUUAUGCAGUUGGAUGGGAUAUUGGAGGCGGGGAGGGAGUAUAAUCGGGUUGUUUUGGAGGCGUUGAGCGGGGCUUUUAGAUGAUUGCUUAGAGGAGAUGGUGAUUAGAGGGGAUGGUGAUUAGAGGGGAUGGUGAUUAGAGGGGAUGGUGAUUAGAGGGGAUGGUGAUUAGAGGUUAGAUUUCAUGGCUGGGUCUAUUUAGAAGUUCGUCCGU
Messenger RNA from Mollisia scopiformis, 1329 nucleotides. Its product is annotated as esterase. The record is from RefSeq and is a predicted model, not a curated record. The transcript has 3 exons. The annotation marks the transcript as partial. Lineage: Eukaryota; Fungi; Ascomycota; Leotiomycetes; Helotiales; Mollisiaceae. Gene Ontology annotation, molecular function: hydrolase activity.